Messenger RNA from Metarhizium album ARSEF 1941, 1542 nucleotides. RefSeq names its product F-box domain, cyclin-like protein. Lineage: Eukaryota; Fungi; Ascomycota; Sordariomycetes; Hypocreales; Clavicipitaceae. The coding region runs from base 1 to 1542 and encodes 513 amino acids. The record is from RefSeq and is a predicted model, not a curated record. Gene Ontology annotation, molecular function: protein binding. The transcript has a single exon.
AUGGAAAAGCAUCACCUGCUCAAGCGCAAUUCGUCUUUCGAACGCCAUACUAGGGACGCUCCCCGCAAAUUCAGCCCCUUCGAGCAGCGUUUGGAAGCCAAUGCCCCGGCAGUUCCAGUUCUGACAAAGUCGGCUGCCGUAGCAAAGUGCGAUGCCGAUGCAGCAUCGUCUAGCACUCUUGGCUCGUCCAGCUCGGCACCGCCAGUCGUGAAAAGGCACUUUUGGGUGAGAAAGCUAUUAGACAACGCAGUCAGGGUGGUGUUACGCCAGCACAGGACAGUGGUUACAAAAAACAAGUUGGCAAUGGGGAGCUACAGGGCACCAAGUCUUGCAUCAUCUCUCAUGACCUUGCCUGACGAGCUGCUGCUACAAAUAAUGCAUUGUCUACCUGCGCCCUCCUUGUAUUGCCUUCGCCAGACUUCGGCCAGGUUCAUGGGUCUUUUCGAUGCACAGAAUUUCAAAGAGUAUCACGAGUCUCAAUCAUCAGGGAAACACAAGGGGUUCAAAACAAUUAUGCUACGCGCCGCGGAAAAGAACCUGAUUGCCAACUCUUUGCAUCGUCACAUGUACUGCGCCGCCUGCCUCGCGGCCGAAGAGCGCGGGAUCCUAGCCGAAAGAUUAGAGGCGCUGCGAACCUUGCGAAACUGUGUCGGAUGCAAUCGACUACACGCAACCGCACUCUUCUUCCCCAACGACGAGAAUGUACUCGAUCGCGCGUCUCAAACCUGUAUUGGACGACUUGGACAUAUCACGCUGUGCGACCACGCUUCAUGCAAUCCGACGUCAUGGCAGGAUCUCCACAGCUCCUUCAGAUAUGGCAGGGCUGAUUAUUUGUCUGUGUGCACACAUCGCUCGCACCGGACGAAACGCGAAGAAGAAGACGAGGAGUUCUUGUGCACUCCAUGUGCGUUCCCACGGCUAUAUGCAAAGACAAGUGGGGAUCAUGAUACGGUAUUUGAAUUGGGAUACGGCUGGGAUCUACCUCUGCUUCAGAUGGACCACUCAUCAGGCCGUGUGAGUCUUGCCGCCAUCCGAGAGACGCUCUGCAGCUUGGUGUUGAAUGCGUUCCACAACCACAGGCUGUGCCCACACAUAUCUGCCGGCGAAGAGAUUCGCAACUUUGUUCAUAAUGGCAUUUGCAAGUGCUUCAGUCACGAUUAUCUACGACAUUCGUCCGCCAAAUGCCGACGCCAAGCUACCCUCGACUGCCGAGUCUGUGGUGCGGUAUACAUGUGGAGGUUAGAGAAGGGACUCCUGAGUCUCUCGCUUCGCUAUCUUUGGAGAUUUCAACAACCGACUAGCUUCGCGUGGCUAAAUCUAUUGGAUAAAAGGUUUCGAGAAAGACUCUUCACCGACAACAACCGACACGUGCUUUGGUGCGAUAACCCCGAUUGUCGUACAAACAAGAGGUGUCGAUGGGAAGCACUAGUCAAGGAGAACGUUGAGAGGGCAUACAUUGAGCGCAUAGGUGAAGACUCCGGCUGUUGGGAUUACGAAGAGACGACGGUUACAUCCAUGAAAUCUUCUUUUCAGAACUGGUGA